CGUAAACUCACAGAUGUCGAGUUUCCUUCUAAUGCGCUUCUCGUGUUUCCAGCGUAAAAUGAUGCAGACCAUACUUGUAUGUUUUAAUUUAAUGUUGCUGUGUGCGUAUUUAGGUGCAAAUGCUGUUCCAGAUAUUCCGACCCAGCCUCUCCAGUGUGUGGAGAGGCCAGCACUAGGGCGGGACGGUAGAGAUGGCCUUCCAGGCACUGCCGGGACGGAUGGAAGAGACGGCUUGACGGGACGAGAUGGAGGGAAGGGCGAGAAAGGCGACCAGGGCCUUCCGGGUAACAUGGGAGCCACAUGUGAGAAAGGUAAUGCGGGAGUGAGUGCCACUCCAGCUGAAUGCCCAGCGUGUGCGGCUAGGAAGAUCCACCAGUGCACGUGGGAUAAUGCUAACGAUGGAAAAGAUAACGGAUUGGUUCAUCAAUGCAGCAUUACAAAGCUGAGGGAUGACACCGGGCUGCACGUCAGAUGGAUAGGCAACAUUCGUAACAUCAAGACCGGAGCCAAGCUGUGCAGUCGCUGGCACAUCGCCUUCAACGGCAACGAGUGUGGCAACCCGGCCCGCAUUGACGCCCAACUCUACAGCAAUCUGGAGGGACUAAACAUACACAUGCCUUCGAUACUUGAAGGCAUCUGCUAUGGCCUGUCUACUGGUAUAGUGAACGUACAGCUGUACGUGGGAGACUGCAGGAAUCCAGCACACCCCCACGGCGACAGCUACACCUCCUGGGAUAGCGUCUCACGCAUGAUCAUCGAGGAAAUACCGCUUGCGUAAAACCGUUGACGCUUUUAAGCGCAUGCAUAUCUAUCUAUCUAUCUUGAUAUAUAUAUAUAUAUAUAUAUAUAUAUCCUUUUGGGCUGUGACCUAUGCG
Messenger RNA from Priapulus caudatus, 875 nucleotides. RefSeq names its product collagen triple helix repeat-containing protein 1-like. The coding region runs from base 14 to 778 and encodes 254 amino acids. NCBI's taxonomy places the organism in Eukaryota, Metazoa, Priapulida, Priapulimorpha, Priapulimorphida, Priapulidae. The record is from RefSeq and is a predicted model, not a curated record. The transcript has 5 exons.